Messenger RNA from Brassicogethes aeneus, 786 nucleotides. The record is from the annotation of a GenBank genome assembly. Lineage: Eukaryota; Metazoa; Arthropoda; Insecta; Coleoptera; Nitidulidae.
AUGUGCAUCAUUAAAACGACCAAAACAAUGUUUGAUAACAACCACGGCUGCCGAAAAAACAUUGGAUCAAAUUCAGAAUUUUUUGAAGAUAUAUGCCGUUCAUUUGUAGCUGCUAAUAUUCCACUAAAUAAGUUGCAACAUCCUAAGCUGAAAGAAACUUUGGAAAAGUAUACAAAACUUUCCAUACCAGAUGAGUCUACAGUAAGAAAAAAUUAUUUGCCAAAAGUGUAUUUGGAAACCGUUAAAAAAAUCCAAAGAGAAAUUGGUGACAACUAUAUAUGGGUUGCAAUUGACGAGACCACUGAUUCUGCAGGUCGAUAUGUGGCUAAUGUAAUUGUUGGUUCGUUAAUGGAUAAACCAUCUCCUGCGUAUACACAUUGCUUGCAAAAAACUAAUAGUGCCUCAAUUGCUAAAACAUUUAAUGACGCCAUGAUUUUUUUGUGGCCGACUGGCCGGCGCAGGGUUAAAAUUAAUGUACAGCAAGAUGAUACACUUAACAUGCUUAGUGCAUGGUGUAUACAUCGCGUAGCAGAAACAAUAAGAAGUUUAUAUCCUACAGUAAAUACCAUCAUUUCAAACGAGAAAAAAGUUUUUGUGAAAGCACCUAGUCGCGUCGCUCAUUUUAAAGAGAUGGAACCUGAUUUGCAAUUGCCUCCACAACCAAUUCUCACUAGAUGGGGAACUUGGCUAAAUGCUGCCUGCUAUUAUGCAAACAAUUUUGAAAAGAUCCGGGAAAUACUCGAAAGUCUAGAUGAGGACGAUGCAGCAUCAAUAGUCGAUGCUUAG